CUAAAGAAAACAGGAAUCGAAAGCAGGGCGUGAAAUACUAAACCCCCUCCGCGAGGUCUCAGCUAGGGGGGACGAUUCCUCCGACAGGCAUCCUUCUCUCCUUCUCUCAUACCGAUUUAUUUAAAACGCAUAAAUGCAGAGCAGCGCCGCUUUUCUAUGGGUCUUCACUGCGCUCACUGAAAGAUAAUACCUGUUAUGGAACAAAACGUCUGUGAUGAUGACCAGCCAGUAGUUUUCAGAGAGCAGAACCGUGGAAGGAGAAGGAAAAUGAAAGCAUUCACCUCCAGUAACUUUAAAGCAAUGGACAUGAUAACCGUUGAGUUUGUGAUGCCUAACAGUACCAAGACUGGGAAAGGCCUGGAUUCCCUGCAGUUGGACGUGGCUGGGAUUUGCACUGUGGAGCAGGUGAAGACCCAGGUGUGGAUGAAGGCCAUCACCACUAACCUGUGCUCAGAGUUUUAUCAGAAGUACUCCCCUGAUGACUGCAUCCUGCUCUACCAGAAGAAGGGAAACUGGUAUGAAAUUUAUGACAAGCAUCAAGUGUUCCAGACCCUGGACUGCAUAUGCUACUGGAAGACACUGAAGAAGGAUGUCGGCAGAAUUCAUAUGACCACUAGACCACAGCUUACAGAUGAGUCUAUUCAGUACCAAAAGUAUCUGAAUUACCUGAUUGGAUAUGAUGUCACCGACGUGAGCAACGUGCACGAUGAUGAGUUGGAGUUUACCAGAAGGAAGCUGCUCACUCCUCGCAAAAAUGAAUUGUUGACUAGAGACCCAAAACUCUAUUCAAUGGACCCCUGGGUAACCUCAAAGCCCCUCCCAGAGUACCUCUUGAGCAAGAUCAGCAAAAAUCACAUUCUUCUUGUGAUACACAGAAACACGUCCAGUCUUACUGUGAAGGUGUCCAUCGAUGACACGCCUAUCCAGGUUCUUCAAAGCUUCUUUACCAAAAUUGCAAAAAAGAGGGCCUUGUUCAAUAUUCCAGAUGAGGUUAGUGAGUCUGAAUUUGUUUUGAGGGUUUGUGGUAGAGAGGAGUACAUCUUUGGGAACAAUCCCAUCAAGGACUUCUACUGGAUUAGACAAUGUCUGAAGAACGGAGAGGAGAUACACCUGGUUCUGGAGGAACCUCCUAACCCAGAGAAGGAUGUGGUCCACAAGGAGGACUGGUCCCAGGUGGAUAUGUGCACAGGCUUGGCUGCCACCCAUGAACAGUUGACAAUUGAUGAGAAAGACCACGAUAAAGUUUUUACCAUCUCCAUGUGGGACUGCAACCGAAAGUUCCGUGUCAAGGUUCUGGGAAUUGAUAUCCCCACCCUCCCACGUAAUUCUGAGCUGAUCGUUUUUGUAGAGGCAAGCAUCUUUCAUGGACAGCAGCUUCUGGCCCAAGAAAAGACAUCCCCCAAACCAUUCACAGAGGAAGUUCUUUGGAACACCUGGGUGGAAUUCAACAUAAAAAUCAAGGACUUGCCCAAAGGAGCACGACUUAGUCUGCAGGUGUCAUGUGGCAAGGCCCAGACACAGACCCAGGCUACCAAGGGGCCCUAUUCAGACUGCCCCAGCUAUGAAGGCAAAAGCAAAAGCCGCCUGCUCUAUUACGUAAACCUUCUCCUGGUGGACCAUCGCUCAUUGCUCCGACAGGGUGAGUACGUCCUACACAUGUGGAAGAUGCCAGAAAAGAGCGAGGACCUCGGCAGCAUCAAUGCUGACAAGUUAACCUCAGCCACCAACCCUGACAAGGCUGGCUCCAUGGCUAUAGCCAUCAUGCUGGAAAAGUAUGGCUACCCUGUUGCCUUACCCAUGAGUCCAGAGCCCCCAGAGUCCCCAGAGGGAGCAGAAGAUGAGAGGGGAGUGAGAGAGAUGCCCAGCCAUUUGCGGAAACAGCUGGAGCAGAUAAUGGCCACCGACCCACUGUACCCGCUUAGCCCAGAAGACAAGGAGCUUCUCUGGCACUUUCGGCAGGAGUGCCUGAGGAUCCCUAAGGCUUACCCCAAGUUUCUGGGCUCAGUAAAGUGGGGAAACCAGGAGGCUGUGAUGAUCACACACCAGCUUCUGGCAAGAAGUUUCACUUGGGCACAGAGCCCACUGGAUGUGGGGCUUGCUAUGCAGCUCCUGGACUGCCACUUCUCCGAUGCCAUCGUGCGUUCCCUGGCCGUCAAGAAGCUGGAGAAGCUGGGCGAUGAUGAUGUCCUGCGGUACCUGCUGCAGCUGGUGCAGGCUGUAAAAUUUGAGCCGUACCAUGACAGUGCCUUGGCCCAGUUCUUGCUGAAGCGAGCCUUAAGAAGCAAGCGCAUCGGUCACUUCCUGUUCUGGUUCCUGCGGAGCGAGAUCGCCCAGUCCAUGCACUACCAGCAGCGCUAUGCCGUCAUCCUGGAGGCCUACCUUCGCGGCUGCGGCGAGGCCAUGCUGCAGGACUUUAAGAAGCAGGUGGAGAUGACGGAGGCCCUGCAGCAGGUCACCCGCGAGAUCAAGGCCAUGUCCGCAGAGAAAUACGACGUGUCGGUGCAGGUUGUUUUCCAGUUGAGACAGAAGCUUGAGAACCUGCAGUCAUCGGGGCUGCCGGAGAGCUUCAAAGUGCCGUACGACCCCGGCUUGCGGGCGGGGGCAUUGGUGAUCGAGCAGUGCAAGGUGAUGGCCUCCAAAAAGAAGCCUCUGUGGCUGCAAUUCCGACGGGCCGACCCCACCACGCUCUCCAGCGAUACCAUCGGCAUUAUCUUCAAGGACGGGGAUGACUUGCGCCAGGACAUGCUGAUCCUACAGAUUCUGCUGAUAAUGGAGUCUAUAUGGGAAGCGGAAUCCUUGGAUUUGUCAUUGUUACCUUAUGGCUGUAUUUCAACUGGCAAUAAAAUAGGGAUGAUUGAGAUAGUGAAGGAUGCUACCACCAUUGCCAACAUCCAGCAAAGCACUGUGGGAAAUACAGGCGCCUUCAAAGAUGAGAUUUUGAACCAGUGGCUUCGGGAGAAGUGUCUGACCGAAGAAAUGUUUGAACAGGCCGUAGAGCGAUUCGUCUACUCCUGUGCGGGAUACUGUGUGGCCACAUUUGUCCUGGGGAUCGGAGACCGACACAACGACAACAUCAUGAUCACCGAAUCGGGAAGCCUUUUCCACAUCGACUUCGGACACAUCCUUGGAAAUUACAAGAGCUUCCUGGGCAUAAGCAAGGAGAGGGUCCCGUUUGUUUUGACACCGGACUUCCUGUACGUCAUGGGUACCACGGGGAAGAAGAGCAGCCCCCAAUUCCAGAAGUUUCAGGAUGUCUGCGUGAAGGCCUACAUGGCCCUCCGCCACCACACCAACAUGCUCAUCAUCCUCUUCUCCAUGAUGCUGAUGACCGGCAUGCCACAGCUCACCAGCAAGGAGGACAUCGAGUACAUCCGCGAUGCGCUUACCGUCGGCCGCUCCGAGGACGAAGCGCAGCGCCACUUCCUGGACCAGAUAGAGAUCUGCAGGGACAAGGGCUGGACUGUACAGUUUAACUGGUUCCUGCACCUAGUACUGGGCAUCAAACAAGGCGGAGAGAAGCGGUCAGCUUAGCUGGUGCACCUCAAUCUCACUUAUGCCACCCACGCAUCUGUUUCUGGCAUCUGAGGAAAUGGGGGUGUUUGUGAUGACGGUAGUACUCCUACCAAGUAGUGAAAAUUAGACUUUUCAAUGUCCUACUUCGUAACUCUUAGCACCCUCUGCUGGUUGAAAAAUGCAACAUUUCCUUAAAUAUCUAGUAGUAUAUGUGACGUUAGUGCCACUAGAAGCAUUAUUGAAGUGUCUCAUGUAACGUGGAGGAUGGCAUGGUGGCUCAGUGGGUAGCACUGGGGGUUGAGCCCACCCUGCAUGUGCAUAUGGAGACUGCAUGUUCUCCCCAUGUUACAUGGGUUUCCUCCCAUAAUCCAAUGCCAUGCAAUAAGGCUAACUGACAUCUCCAAGUGGGCCAUUGUUUGUUUGUUUGUUUGUGUGUGUGUGUGUGUGUGUGUUACUUAUGGAAAAAUGGAGACUGAACUCUCCAGCCAUUAUCACGAGGCGAAAGCGUCUCCCUGUCAUGUGUCCAGCCCCUAAUAUACAAACAUAUUAAAUGGGUAAUUUAAGCAAAAA
Molecule: messenger RNA, 4083 nt
Organism: Brienomyrus brachyistius
Lineage: Eukaryota; Metazoa; Chordata; Actinopteri; Osteoglossiformes; Mormyridae
Gene: pik3cg
Product: phosphatidylinositol-4,5-bisphosphate 3-kinase, catalytic subunit gamma
Exons: 11
Coding region: 196-3531 (1111 amino acids)
Biological process (GO): cell migration; phosphatidylinositol-mediated signaling; phosphatidylinositol 3-kinase/protein kinase B signal transduction
Cellular component (GO): plasma membrane; cytoplasm; phosphatidylinositol 3-kinase complex, class IB
Molecular function (GO): 1-phosphatidylinositol-3-kinase activity; 1-phosphatidylinositol-4-phosphate 3-kinase activity
Source: RefSeq, a predicted model, not a curated record